Messenger RNA from Prosopis cineraria, 1310 nucleotides. RefSeq lists its product as uncharacterized. Lineage: Eukaryota; Viridiplantae; Streptophyta; Magnoliopsida; Fabales; Fabaceae. The record is from RefSeq and is a predicted model, not a curated record. Bases 142 to 1047 code for a protein of 301 amino acids. The transcript is spliced from 5 exons.
AAGGAACUUUAUCGUUUAAAGUUUAAAUAUUUUCAAAAUCUUCACAAUAUAACAUCUCGUUCUCUCCUAUUCUUCGUCACUCGGUCAUUCGCAGUCCUCAGAAAUAUCACGCGGCCCCAAGAUUCACUCCAAGAGAAGAAAAUGCAUAGAAGCACGCCGGUGAGGAAGCCUAACACUUCCACCUCAGAUCUUCUUACAUGGUCGGAAACUCCUCCCACCGGUUCCUCCACUACCGUCACCGGCUCCGGCAGCCGAUCUCAUCAGCCGGCCGAUAAAAUCAGCAAGGUGCUUCAUGGAGGCCAGGUCACUGAGGAAGAAGCACGGAGUCUCGAGAAGAUAAAACCAUGCUCAGGGUAUAAAAUGAAAGAGAUGACUGGAAGUGGCAUAUUUUCAGCUAAAGCUGAAGACAAUGCAUCAGAAGCCAAAUCUGCUUCAAAUAACAAGACCGGCCUGCGAAUGUAUCAGCAAGUAAUGAAUGGAGUUAGUCAGAUAUCCUUCAGUACUGAAGAAAGUAUUUCACCUAAGAAGCCUACCUCGUUACCUGAGGUAGCUAAGCAGCGUGAACUGAGUGGGACAUUGAAAAGUGAAUCAGACGCAAAGGCUAAGAAAAUAUCCAAUGCCAAGUCCAAGGAACUCAGUGGGCAUGACAUAUUUGGCCCUCCUCCUGAAAUUACACCUCGUUCAUUGGCUGCCGCACGCACUCUCGAAUCAAAGGAAAGUAAAGAUAUGGGAGAACCAGCUCCACGCAAUGUGCGCACAUCAGUUAAAGUUUCCAAUCCUGCGGGUGGCCAAAGCAAGAUCUUAAUUGGAGAAGAACCGCCCAAGGCAUCAAAGAAAAUACAUGACCAGAAGUUCGCGGAGUUAACAGGCAACAACAUUUUCAAUGUUGAAGCUUCAACGGGAUCGGCGGACAAGCCUCUGAGUAGGGCUAAACUGAGAGAAAUGACAGGCAGCAAUAUAUUUGCUGAUGGAAAGGCCGAAAACAGAGACCCGUUACGCGGUGCUCGCAGACCUCCCGGCGGGGAAAGCAGCAUCACCUUGGUCUAAGUUAUAACGAUAACAACAUCAAUAAUAAUGUUUUAGUCACAUUUAGAGAUACGUAGGCAUGUUAGUAAUUCGUAAGGACUUCAUGUUUUGACUGGAAGGGACUUGUGACCAUCUUAACUUAUCAUAACUUUUUCAGAAUUCGAAGACAAAGCGUGAUGCAGUUGUUACUUGGUAGAUGGUACUAGGUGGCUCUUUGAUCUGUUUAAAUGUUUCUGAUCCUCACCUGGCAAUAGAGUUUCAGGGAAAGAUUCCUUUGCAUCAAA